Messenger RNA from Fusarium verticillioides 7600, 405 nucleotides. RefSeq lists its product as hypothetical. Lineage: Eukaryota; Fungi; Ascomycota; Sordariomycetes; Hypocreales; Nectriaceae. Bases 1 to 405 code for a protein of 134 amino acids. The transcript has a single exon. The record is from RefSeq and is a predicted model, not a curated record.
AUGAUUUCCUUCCUCGCAUUCACAGCUCUUCUCUUCAUCUUUGUCAAAACCAUCGGCACAGCACCCCCAGAGCACAUCUUCCACAAACCCCAAGACUAUCAAGGCACUGGAGACCCAAGAGAAAACGCCCGGCGAUUCCUUGUCAACCAGCAUGCAUGGUACGAUGUGCACGAAACCAGUCGCAGAUGGGAUAUUUAUCUCGGUCUCUGGUCAGCCAAGCUCGUAGUCGCUCUGUAUGCACUUGUUACUGAGGGCCAUUUUCCAGGAACACUGUUUGAGUGGUCGGUUUACGUGGUGUUCUAUUUCUGCCUUACUGAGGUGUUGAUGUGUGUGGAGAGUCUUUGGGGGACUACUUGCGUUAUGUUUGGGUGGUAUAAUCUUCCUGCUAUGUGGUUCGACCUGUGA